AGGUCACAUGUUCUACUUGUACUUUCACUUUGUGGGAAAAUGUCAAAACUGAAGCUGUACUAUGAUCUCAUGUCACAGCCCUCGCGGGCGCUAUAUAUGUUUGUGAAAAAGAACAAAAUUCCAUUUGAAGACAAGGCACUUGCACUACGAAAUGGAGAGCACAAACAAGAGGCUUACAAGAAAAUAAAUCCGUUCCAGCUGGUGCCAGUUAUUGAUGACAACGGAUUUAUCCUGACAGAGAGUGUGGCCAUUCUCCAGUACCUGUGUAGUAGGUAUGACCUCCCAGAACACUGGUACCCCAGAAAAGACCUCAAGGCUCAGGCCAAAGUUAAUGAAUACCUCAACUGGCAGCAUGUCAACACCAGGAUGAAUUGUGCAAUGGUAUUCAGACAUCUAGUAAUAAUCCCCCGAGAAACAAAGAAACCAGUUGACUGGGAACAAGUAAACGCUAUGAAGAAGAGAGUGUCCUACGUCGUGGAUCACUUGGACAAAAGUUUCCUGAAAGAUAAGCCCUAUCUGUGUGGGAUGGAGGUUUCUGUGGCUGAUCUGCUCUGUAUCUGCGAGCUGAUGCAGCUUAACGCAGUCCACGAGGAACAGCUAUACGAGUCCAACCCCAACAUUAAGGCGUGGUCAGAUCGCGUGAAGAACACACUUAAUCCAGAGUUUGAAGAAGCACACAAGAUUGUUUACAGAGUGAGAGAUAUGUACAAGACAGUCCUGGCUCCAUCUUUUGCCAAGUUAUAUUGUGACCGAAUUUUUCUGGUUCGAUUUCUAUGCAUAUUAAGACUGGGAAGAUUAUACCUAGGAAUGCAUACCCUGAAGCUGUUCUAUGAUUUAAUGUCCCAGCCCUCCAGGGCUGUGUACAUUUUUCUUAAAGCGAAUAAUAUUCCAUUUGAAGCUAUACAAAUUGCUAUUAGAAAUGGUGAUCACCUAAAGGAAGCAUACACCAGGAUCACUCCAUUUCAGCAGGUGCCCGUCAUCGACGACAAUGGAUUCGUCCUCACUGAAAGUGUAGCAAUUCUGCAAUAUUUAUGUAUGAAAUACAAAUUGCCAGACCACUGGAAUCCCUUGAAAAAUCCAGAAAGUCACGCACGAGUACAGGAAUACCUACAUUGGCAACAUGCAAACACUCGAUUUUAUGGAACCAUGCUGUUUAGAAUACUGCUCAGACUACCACAAGAAACAAAACAACCGGUAAACAAGCAGGAAGCAGAGGAAUACAGAAAAGCAAAUAUGGCUGUUGUCCGCCAUCUUGACAAAUAUUUCUUGAAGGACAAGAAAUUUCUCUGUGGCGAAGACAUUUCAAUAGCCGACAUUCUGGCUGUUUGCGAACUGAUGCAGUUACAUGUGAUUGACGAGGAUUAUAUCAUUUAUCAGAACGACAAGGUCAAGGCGUGGUUUAAUCGCGUGAAGGAUCGACUGGGACCGGCUUUUGAUGAAGGUCACAGAAUUGUAUAUAAAGUUCAUGACCUUUACAAGAGUAGCUGGAAAUCCGAACUAGCAAAACUUUAAACACACCAUCGUACACAAUAAUUGAUUUCUAUGUUAUAUUUUUAAUGUCUCAUUUCCUCUUUAUGUACCUUUUGGGAUACAUAACGUCAUAGGGUCAUAGAACUAAUUAAUAAAGUUAUAAACAACCU
This is a messenger RNA of Saccostrea cuccullata (small rock oyster), 1640 nucleotides long. RefSeq lists its product as uncharacterized. Gene Ontology annotation, biological process: glutathione metabolic process. Bases 40 to 1512 code for a protein of 490 amino acids. Lineage: Eukaryota; Metazoa; Mollusca; Bivalvia; Ostreida; Ostreidae. Gene Ontology annotation, molecular function: glutathione transferase activity. The transcript is spliced from 8 exons. The record is from RefSeq and is a predicted model, not a curated record. Gene Ontology annotation, cellular component: cytoplasm.